AUGGCUGCCCAUGGCAUCACCAUAAUCUUCUCCCCAUACCAUGUUGGAAUUCGGGACCACCGAGUAGGAAAUGGACCCCAUCGGAUCUGCUCGCUUGGAAUUGUCAAAGAGCUUGAGAGCUUAGGAAUCAAAGUUCAUCUGCAUGAGAUUGAACGUGUUGAUGAAUUUGAAGGAGAAAUCGGCCGGAGCUUCGAAAUCAUGCGCCGCAUUUCAAAGGCCGUUACGAGCGCCGUCAACACCAACACAUUCCCUCUGGUCCUCUCUGGGAAUUGCUAUGCCAGUGCCGCAGUUGCAUGUGGACUUCGGAUCAAGGAUCUAGCUUUCAUCUACUUUGAUGCCCAUGAUGAUCUCGAUUCUCCGGAUGUCAACGAAAACGGCUAUUUCGAUGCAAUGGGGCUAUCAAUGCUUCGUGGUGAAAGCUGGAAAACACUCAUGAGCUCUGUUCCUGGCUUCCAGCCUCUUGACUAUCAACGUUUUCUGUACUGUGGAUUACGAGACCAAUCCGAUAUCCAACGACAGCGAGUGAUUGAUGCCGGUAUGACGGCUAUCAGGGGUGAUACUACGAAAGAGGUUAACUUCCCUGCGGAGCUCAAGUCACACCUUGAAACUCGCGAUUACAGCCCGGCGUUGGUGCACUUGGAUCUGGAUGUACUUGAUGAGAGUUACGGAAAAGUGAAUGAUUAUCCGUCACCUGGCGGCAUGUUUGAGUCGGAUUUGAUUGAAUGCAUGAAUAAUGUACCCCGGCAGUCACUACCAAAGUCACUCACGGUCUGUUCAUUUGAUCCAGACGCUGGUGAUGGUGAUAAGAUCGCAGGUAUUGCGAUUUGUGCUAUCAAAACAUUUGUUCAAUCUCUGCUGGAAAUGAAUGUCCUUUCCAGAACUUGA
Penicillium antarcticum is the source of this 885-nucleotide messenger RNA. RefSeq names its product arginase family protein. The record is from RefSeq and is a predicted model, not a curated record. The coding region runs from base 1 to 885 and encodes 294 amino acids. The transcript has a single exon. Gene Ontology annotation, cellular component: cytosol; cytoplasm; nucleus. Gene Ontology annotation, molecular function: manganese ion binding; arginase activity. Lineage: Eukaryota; Fungi; Ascomycota; Eurotiomycetes; Eurotiales; Aspergillaceae.